AUGGCAUACGAUUACGCUCUUGUGCACCUGAAAUUUACGGUCCCUGUUGCUGCCCUGCUCACCCUGUGCAACUUUCCUUUUCUUACUCGUCGGCACUGGUAUCAGACCUUCAUCCUCAUCACCAUCGCCGUCGUUGCCACCAUACCCUGGGAUAGUUAUCUCAUCCGGCAGCAUGUCUGGACCUAUCCACCGGAUGCAAUCGUCGGCCCAACCUUCUGGGCCAUCCCGGCCGAGGAGCUCUUCUUCUUCAUCGUGCAGACUUACAUCACCUCCAUGCUGUAUCAUCUCGUCAACAAACCACUCCUCCACGCCGCUUAUCUAAGCCCUCCUUCCUGGUUUAGGGCAACGCUGCACAAGCUGGUCCAAGUCGCUAUCCUGGACCUCGCCCUGGUGGGAUUUUGGCUGGUCUCCAAUGGCGGCCCUGGGACGUACUUGGGUCUGAUUCUGGCGUGGGCAUGCCCAUUCGCCUUGUUGACCUGGAGCCUCGGCGGUCUGUUCAUGGUCUCCUUGCCCUUCACGAGCACUCUUCUCCCGAUCCUGCUGUCCACCAUGUAUCUCUGGGCCGUGGACGAGGGCGCGCUGCGCCGAGGCACGUGGUCUAUCGAGUCUGGCACCAAACUUGGCACCAUACUGGUAGGGAGCCUGGAUAUCGAGGAGGCCGUCUUCUUCCUCGCUACCAACGUGCUGAUCGUCUUUGGGCUAGGUGCCUUCGACAAUGCCCUGGCUGUCAUUGACGCGUUUCCGGAUGCCUUCAAGUCGGCACCCGAAUGUCCUUCACCUGUCAUGCUGGUGGAGGCCUUGUACAUGAAGUGGACUGAGGAGCGAGACGAUCGCGUGACUGGGAUUCUGGAGGCGGUGGAGCGGCUCUGUAGGAAGAGUCGGAGCUUUUAUCUGGCCAGCUCGACCUUUACGGGGCGGCUAAGGAUCGACUUGGUAUUACUGUACUCGUACUGCCGCAUGGCUGAUGACCUCGUCGACGAACCUCCUCAAGGGCUCACCACCGCGACCUGGAUCGGCAGGCUUAAGGACCAUUUGGACCUCGUCUAUAAGCCCAAGCAGUCCGAAACUGAUCCCUCGGUGCAGGCUGACAUGAUACGCGCCUACAUCGAGAGCGAAUUUCCCGCCUCGGCACGAUCUGCUCUCACCCACCUCCCGACGUCCCUUUUGCCCCCUGAACCAUUCUAUCUUCUUUUAGAAGGAUUCAAGACGGACUCAGGGUUUCGUUUGAACAACGACACCAAGGAGCGCCGACACUUUCCAAUAGCCAACGAAGACGACCUGCGUGAGUACGGAAGCCGGGUCGCCGGGACGGUUGGGGAGCUCUGUCUCGCCCUAAUCACGCACCACAGCAGGGAACCCAUUACCCCAACCCGCCAAAAGUCUGUAGCCAAGGCCGCAGCAAGGAUGGGAAUUGCGUUGCAGUACGUUAAUAUCGCACGGGACAUCGCGGUGGACGCGGCCAUGGGGCGGGUCUAUCUGCCGACGACGUGGCUGGUGGAGGUCGGCCUGACGCCCGAGGUCGUGGUGGACACCAUCAUGUCCAAGGACGACCAGAGGCAGGAUAGGCUGGCAAGGCUGGUCUCGCUUCGAGAAAGGCUCCUCAAUACCGCCUUUGCCAUCUACACUGAGGCGAGGCCGACCAUGGAUUGGCUGCCCGACGAGUCAAGACGGCCCAUGAUCGUCGCAGUCGAGAGCUACAUGGAGAUUGGGAGAGUCUUGCGAGAGCAGCAGGAGGAGGGAGCUCUUCUGUUUGAGGUGGUAGAGGCAGGCCGUCCGAGGAGGGCCACUGUCUCCAAGUGGAGGAGGCUGAAGGUUGCUCUAGGGGCGCUAAUCUAUGCGUAA
Molecule: messenger RNA, 1842 nt
Organism: Cryphonectria parasitica EP155
Lineage: Eukaryota; Fungi; Ascomycota; Sordariomycetes; Diaporthales; Cryphonectriaceae
Exons: 3
Coding region: 1-1842 (613 amino acids)
Biological process (GO): biosynthetic process
Molecular function (GO): geranylgeranyl diphosphate synthase activity; intramolecular lyase activity
Source: RefSeq, a predicted model, not a curated record